This is a messenger RNA of Lodderomyces oxycetoniae, 1143 nucleotides long. RefSeq lists its product as uncharacterized. Lineage: Eukaryota; Fungi; Ascomycota; Pichiomycetes; Serinales; Debaryomycetaceae. The transcript has a single exon. Bases 1 to 1143 code for a protein of 380 amino acids. The record is from RefSeq and is a predicted model, not a curated record.
AUGAGUUCGAUUCCAGCUUGGAAGAGAGCUGGUCUUAGUGUUCGAAAUAAAGACACUGAAGGCGAUUUACUUGUCACCAAAAGAAUAGAGACUGCGGAUCUAACCAGUAAACAAAUUAAACGAGAAAGUAAUAAACGCAAAUUGCAAGAUGAUGCUAAGAAUAAGAAGGAUAAGAAACCGCCAAAGAGGAUAAAAUUGCCUAAAAGUGAGAGGAAACCACCACCGGUGAAGGAUCAGCUUAUCUAUCUCAAACAGUUUGAGCUGGAUAGGUCUAAUUGGAAAUUUAGCAAGCUGAAGCAGAAUUGGGUUUUGAAAAAUAUUCAAAAUAUACCCAAGGAUUAUGAGCUGGCAUUGGUGUUGUACUUGGAAAGCAUCCAAGGCGGGUCAAGAGACCGGUUGGUUGAAGAGUUAAGGGGGAAUAUUGAGAGGUGGAAUACAAAGUAUGAGGAAAUGGAGAGAAAAUUACUUGCUGAGGAGGGAGAUGAGAAACAAGAGAUAGAGAUAGAGACAGAGAAAGAGACAGAGAAAGAGGCAGAGAAAGAGACAAAGACAACAGAGGUAAAGGCGCAGAAUGAAGCUAAAGAAGAGUUGAAUGUAGAAAGCGUGCGGAGAUUCAAAGUCAUUCUUGAGACUUUGGUGGAUGAGAAAAUAGUGGUGAAGGGUGAAGAGGAGGAGUCUCGGGAUACAGAAACCAAUAGAACUCACCAACAAGAGGAGUCUCGGGAUACAGAAACCAAUAGAACUCACCAACAAGAGGAGUCUCGGGAUACAGAAACCAAUAGAACUCACCAACAAGAGGAGUCUCGGGAUACAGUUUCUCACCAACAAGAGGAGUCUCGGGAUACAGUUUCUCACCAACAAGAGGAGUCUCGGGAUACAGUUUCUCACCAACAAGAGGAGUCUCGGGAUACAGUUUCUCACCAACAAGAGGAGUCUCGGGAUACAGUUUCUCACCAACAAGAGGAGUCUCGGGAUACAGUUUCUCACAAGCAAGCCAAAAAAAAGAAGCAUUUGAAUAAGCACGACCAACUAGAGAAAGGAAAGGGCUCUAAACAGAAAGACACCCAAAGAAAGACCCAAAGUUCAAAGGCCAAUGGCCAAUCAAACCUCAUAAUCAACGAAAUUGAUGUUUCACCUCUAUAA